AUACACCUCAUGUAUCCUCCGAAUUCCCGUGAAAGAAGGUCUCAUUUGAAGUGUUCUACUCGCUUUUAUGAAACGAGACAGCCUCGAUGACGUAUGCGGCCGAGAACUGCGACCUCCGGAGGACGCAUCCUUCGAAAUGAGACACAGCUGGCAACACUGGGUGCUUCAGCCUUUAUCUGCAGGAAGUCUCGACACAAAUUCGGGCUCUGCUAGGGAUGCUGUCCAUAACGUUAUCUCAGACUGCCUGUGCUUCAGUAAAAAGGAAGGAGGUCUGGAUUCAAGCCAUGCUUCACUGAUUAUUUCAGAUAUACAUGGUGUGCUGAACUGACCUGGGAUCACAGCCCGUUUCCUCAGCAUGGGGAUAGCUGUAGCCAAAAUCUUCUGCCUGCUGGGGGUCUUCGCCCUCAUGUUGGGGGGGAUCCUUAUCCCUGUACGGAUGAUGCAGACACCGUUUGAUAAAGUCACAAGGUACAGAAAAGUGGUUGCAUUCAGCAAUUCUUUUGGAGGAGGUGUAUUCCUGGCUACCUGCUUCAAUGCCCUUCUACCAACGGUUAGAGAUAAGGUUGAGGAAGUCCUGAAAAUGGUAAACGUCUCCACGGACUACCCAUUGGCAGAGACGAUGAUGAUGCUUGGGUUUUUCCUCACAGUAUUCGUCGAACAGGCCGUACUGACUUUCCGCAAAGAGAAGCCCUCAUUUAUUGACUUGGAGACAUUUAACGCCGGUGGCUCGGAGGCAGGGAGCGACUCUGAAUACGAUACUCCUUUCAUUGCCACCCCUCGUGGUACAGCUGGAGCCCACCAGCACCAUUCUCAUAACCAUGGGCACUUUAGCCCUACAGAACUGACUCGUGCUGGGCCGUUGAGGUUGGCUAGCCUGGUGCUGGCGCUUUCCGCUCAUUCUGUUUUUGAGGGUCUCGCUCUGGGCCUUCAGGAAGAUGGAGCUAAGCUUGGAAGCCUCUUCAUUGGAGUGGCCAUCCAUGAGACGCUGGCAGCCGUGGCACUAGGGGUUAAUGUAGCAAAGGCAGGAGUGCCCCUACGGGAUGCCAGUAAGCUGGGCAUAACAGUAAGCCUAAUGAUCCCUCUGGGCAUCGGUAUUGGCAUGGGUAUUGAGACAGCCCAGAACUUGGCAGGAAGUAUUAUCUCUGUUGUGCUCCAGGGUCUGGCAGCCGGCACAUUCCUCUUCAUAACGUUCUUUGAGAUCCUUUCACAAGAGCUAGAAGAUAAACAUGAUAGGCUACUGAAGGUGCUAUUUCUUAUUGUGGGCUACGGUAUACUAGCAGGUCUUAUCUUUAUCAAAUGGUGAAGGGGUUCAGAAUUUCAGAGUUAAACAUGCCAACCAUUAUAAACAACAGGUUCAGUAAGUUUACUGUAAAAUUACUAAUAUUCUCUAUUGCAAAACUCUAUGUUUUACAUUGGAUAAAACUGCUGUAUUAUUUUAACAGAUUGAAAAUGCCUUUUUGAUAAACAUUAACUUAUUUAUUACGUUUAACAAAAUGCCGCUCAUUGUUUAUGAAUAACCACUGUAUAAACAUCAUCUGUGUGUCUUAUGAAUUUAAUGGUAUGAGACCCAGAUGUACCCAGAACUUGUUGCCACUCCGGUAAUUUUUUUUACCCAUCUUUUAUGUAAAUGUUUUAUUUUUAAUUAUUUGCUUUUAGAUACCGUUAACUGAAUGUAAAUGUAUUAUGAGAGUAAGCAAGAAUCUAAAAAAAAUCAUGCAGCCAGAUUGGGUAAAUGUUGUUGAGAACUUUGUGUUGAAGUUGGCCAGUUUUUUUUACAUUGAGUUCAGUUUGGAUAAGUCCUCAGAAUUCAGUCCAACUGCCAGAGAUAGGAGUUACUUGACACAGAAUAGUGUACUGUGGGGGAAAAAAAAGAAAUGAAAUUAGACAUAGCUAACUUUUUAAAGGAAUAUUCCGGGUUCAAAACAAAUUAAGCUCAAGCGACAGUAUUUGUGGCAUAGUAUUGAUUACCAAAAGAAUAUAUUUUGACUCAUUCCUCCUUUUCUUUAUAAAAAGCAAAAAUUGAGGUGACAGUGAGGCACUUAUUGUACUAUGGAAGUGAGUGUGGCCAAUUUUUGAUCAUUAAAUACUCACCAUUUCAAAAGUAUAGACACAAGACAUAAAGAAUGUGUGUUGAUAAUCACAAACCUUUUCUGUGUAAAGUUAUAGCUAAUUUGAUAACUUUGUUACCAUGACAAUGUAAUGUCAACAAACCCUAAAACGACUGUAAACAUAAUAAUUUAAACAACUUAACAACUCAAAUAAUACAUUUGAACAGAAGAAUUAAUGUAAGUGCUUUUAUAAAAUUAUAAGCUUCAAAUUUUUGUUUAAACCCUCCAAAAAUUGGCCCCAUUCACUUUCAUUUUCCCCAUUCACUUCCAUUGUAAGUGCCUCACUGUAAAAGCGAUUUUUGCUUUAUUUAAAGAAAAGGAGGAACGAUUGUGUGUAUUGUUGAUUGUGGUAAUCAACAUUAUGCCACAAAUGGUGUCGAAUGAGCUGAACUUGUAGUGAACCCGAACAUUCCUUUAAGCCAGGGGUUCUCAAUGGGGGUUGCCAGGGGGCACUGAGAGCAAAUUAGCGGGGGGGGGGGGGGGUUGUGCAAAUGGAUGGUGUUUAUCAAUCAUGUUGAUCAAAUCUAUCGUCAAGUUCCUGUUGGCAUUAAAAUGUUAAUCUAGACCAUUAUACGGGUUGGUAUGCAUUUGUACUGUGGAAAAAACAAUACUGUAAAAUGCUACUAACCAUGUGAUUGUAGGACUUCGACAGGCUUAUCAACUUUUACAAGGGAGAAGAAAAAGCUUCCCAUAUAGUUGUCAUCAUAUGCUGUGCUUCCAAUUAAACAAUUCUGUAUUUUGGCUCAA
Molecule: messenger RNA, 2855 nt
Organism: Myxocyprinus asiaticus (Chinese sucker)
Lineage: Eukaryota; Metazoa; Chordata; Actinopteri; Cypriniformes; Catostomidae
Product: zinc transporter ZIP3-like
Exons: 3
Coding region: 356-1303 (315 amino acids)
Biological process (GO): zinc ion transmembrane transport
Cellular component (GO): plasma membrane
Molecular function (GO): zinc ion transmembrane transporter activity
Source: RefSeq, a predicted model, not a curated record